This is a messenger RNA of Neltuma alba, 2994 nucleotides long. RefSeq names its product nucleolar complex protein 2 homolog. Gene Ontology annotation, biological process: ribosomal large subunit biogenesis. The coding region runs from base 587 to 2752 and encodes 721 amino acids. The record is from RefSeq and is a predicted model, not a curated record. The transcript has 14 exons. Lineage: Eukaryota; Viridiplantae; Streptophyta; Magnoliopsida; Fabales; Fabaceae. Gene Ontology annotation, cellular component: nucleolus; Noc1p-Noc2p complex; nucleoplasm.
AAAUACCGUACAUAUUGUUUGAAUGCUAAUAAUGUUUGUUGGAUUCCUGCUCAUUAGCCAGUGAUUAUAACGACACCUGAGAAAAUCACUUUGGAUUCUAGCUCAAUGGGAAAAAUUUUCAUGAUAUAAUAGCAAUAUUUUAGAUAUAUUUGUCAUCCAAUAAUUGAGAAUUGCUUACUCUGUAGUUUAAAUUAGCACUUCUUAGAACCGAUGAUUUCAAGGUUCAUGGCUUCACUUUCAUGUUUGACAUCAAUUCCAAUUUCAAGUUAAGACUAAGGGAAACUUGGCUCGAUUUCCAUUUUGGUUUCCCUUAUCUAGCACUGCAUUGAUUUCUCGCAUUUCUCUAUUGAUGUUGUCCAUGCCUAUUGAUGUACAGUAGAUAAAUGAUUUAUCUAUUAAUUGCUUUUUUCCAACAUCUUUUAACAAGCUUCUCGUGGUAACUAGUUUGGAAUAAGCUGGACCAUUGUUAAACUGAAAUAAGAAUCAAUAAUUCUAUCUAUUUCUUGCUACUGAUUAGAACCAGCAAGUUUCGCAGUGGACUGCUCAAAUUCCUUGUUGCCAGAGUCACCAUUGAUAUUGUUGCAAAAUGGGAAAGCUAGGGAAGAAGGCAAGGAAGUUCGCUAAAAAGAACUUACAAUCUGUCCAAAGAUUAAAGAGGAAGACAAAUUCUAUGUUCAAAAGGAAAGCGUCUAAAAGAAAUAAUCAAGAUAUUGAGGAAGAUCAGGAAAGGGGUUUGAUAGAACAGUCAAAUGGAAGAAGCACUGGAGGUGAAGAAUAUGUAGAUGCUCCCCUUGAUGCCAUAUUCAGUGAAGAUGAUAGUGGGAUGAUAGGAGAUGAUUCAGAUAGUGAUGGAUUUCUUCCAGAGGACUCAAGCUUUGCAUUCGAUACUGGAAAUGAAAGUGAAAAUGAAAAUUUUACUGAGAGCAGCGCUGGUCGUAGUGCCUUAUUUGUGCAGAACAGAGAUAUCAAUGCAGAACUUUUGAAGAAGACGAAAAUGCUGAACAAAGUGAAAGAAAAGGAUGCAAGAUUUUCAAAAUUUCUCGAAAGCUAUUUUGAGAAAAUGGAGCAGAGCAAAGAUGAACAGACUAAUUCUGAUGAGGAUGAGAGCAGUCAUGAUGAGAUGCUUCCAAUGAAUGAAGACUUCAUGCACUCAUGUGUGGCCAAGCAAUUGACAAGUGCUUCUGUUGACUCUUGGUGUAAAUUGGUCAAAGAGCGGCAAAGUAUGCCUGCCCUUACUUGUCUCUUAAAUGCUUAUCGAGCAGCCUGUCACUAUGGAUCUGAAAAUUCUAGUGUCUCUGGCUCUGUUUUAUCCCAUGGAAUUCAGAAGAGUGAAAUUUUCUGCAAGAUAUUGAUGUUUAUACUACGUGAGGCUGAUAACACAUUUAGGAAGUUAUUGGGAAUACCAAGUUCUAGUUUCAGAAAGGAAACUGUGUCGGAGAUGAAGAAUACAACUAAAUGGAAAUCUAUAAAGCCGCUUAUUAAGUCUUAUUUGAGGAGCACCCUACUCCUCCUUAACCAGUUUACCGACUCUGAAAUAUUGUCCUUCUCAAUUUCUCAACUCAGAGCUUCAAUCAUAUUUCUGGCUGCAUAUCCAUCCUUACUUCGCAGGCUUGUCAAGAUUGCUGUCCAUCUGUGGGCAACAGGUGAUGAGUCUCUGUCAUCACACUCCUUUCUGAUCAUAAGAGACAUAGCUUCAGUUUUCAGCUCUAAUUAUUUUGACUACUGCUUUGUUAAAACAUACAAGGCUUACAUUGGUCACUCUCAAUCUGCUGAACCAAGGUUGUUAAAACGCGUACAGUUUUUGAGGAACUCCUUUGUGGAGCUAUGUUCCUUAGAUGUGCAGAAAUCAUCUAGUAAAGCAAUGAUAUGCGUACAACAUGUUGCUAAGAUAUUGCAGAAGGCACGGCAAACAAAAAGGGAGGAAGAGGUUAAGAAGAUAAGCAGUUGGCAGUACAUCAAUUGCGUUGAUCUCUGGGUUGCUUUUACAUCGACAAACAUACAUAACUAUGAUUUCCAACCGUUGCUGUAUAUGAUUGUGCAGAUUAUAAAUGGAUUUGCUCUCCUGUUUCCUGGGCCUAGAUAUUUACCAUUGAGAAUUCGAUGCAUUCAAUGGCUUAAUCAUCUUUCCAGUUCUAGCGGGGUUUUCAUCCCAGUUACAUCACUGGUGCUGGAUGUGUUGGAAUACAAAAUUAGUAAAGAUGGUGGUAAACCUGGGAAAGUGUUUGAGCCUUUGUCUGCCAUAAAGCUGCCGAAGCAUUGGUUAAAAUCACGGGAAUUUCAAGAAGAGUGCUUCUUGUCUGCCAUUGAGCUCCUUGCAGAACAUUUUGCUCAAUGGAGUUACGACAUAUCUUUUCCCGAGCUGGCAACCAUUCCGCUUAUUUACCUUAAAAAGUUCUAUGAGCUAACUACUUUUGAGAACGUCAGACGUGUUCUGAAGCGAUUUAUUGAUCAGGUGGAGUUGAACAUUGAGUUUGUGCAGAGGAAGAGAGACGAUGCGACUUUCUCACCAAAGGAUCAGCAAUCUGCUGAGUCAUUUCUUCAGAUUGAAAAACGAAGUGGCAACACUCCUUUUACACAUUAUUAUAAGAGCAUCCUGAACAAAGCCACUUCCAGAAAGUUGACUUCAAAACCAAAGGGUCCCAGCAAACAAAGUGAAAAGAAAAUGCGGCGUCAAAAUGGCAAGCUGGAUGUAACUAUGACUGAUGGGCCCCAGGAAAUGGUACCCCUUUCGGUGGAUGGAGUGAGGAAUUGAAAGGGGAGAGGAAGAAAAUUGUGUAAGAUGAAGAAUUAUUGUAGCAUUGAUGUCACGAUCAGAAUCUGCUGACAGAUGAAAUGGAUCUCGCUUUAUUUUUCUACUUCCUGGACCUACAAUGGGUUUUAGCAGCUUACACUACAAUGGAAAGGCAAAGAGCAGACGCAAUUUUGUUUUCUAGAGGAUCCGGUCAAUAUUUUGUAACAUGGCUUCUAGGUUUACGGUCGAGCGUGUUCUAAAAA